AUGGUCACAACUUCUUCUACCAUGUCAUCUGGAUCUGUCAUGAUGUUGGAUCAAAUUUCCUCUGAUGAGUGUCCUACUCCUAUAACUAAGCGCAAAGACGAUGACUAUGACCUACAGGACCUAACCUCUUCUUCGAAGAAACAAUGCACCAAGCUAAUCAAACAAGAGAAGACCAAGACUGAUUAG
Molecule: messenger RNA, 186 nt
Organism: Eruca vesicaria subsp. sativa (arugula)
Lineage: Eukaryota; Viridiplantae; Streptophyta; Magnoliopsida; Brassicales; Brassicaceae
Source: the annotation of a GenBank genome assembly